Ilex paraguariensis (yerba mate) is the source of this 1701-nucleotide messenger RNA. The record is from the annotation of a GenBank genome assembly. Lineage: Eukaryota; Viridiplantae; Streptophyta; Magnoliopsida; Aquifoliales; Aquifoliaceae.
AUGAGGUGGGAAAAGUCGCAGAUAAAAGGUGGUCCAGAGGAGUGUGGUGGGCCUGGAAAGAGGUGGGGACACACUUGCAACGCCAUUAGAGGAGGCAAGUUUCUGUAUGUCUUCGGUGGAUAUGGCAAAGAUAACUGUCAGACCAACCAAGUACAUGUGUUCGACGCUGUUAAGGGUACAUGGAGCUUGCUGGCGAUAAAAGGAACACCACCUGUGCCAAGGGACAGCCACAGCUGUACUGCAGUGGGAGACAAUCUCUUUGUGUUUGGGGGUACUGAUGGAAAGAACCCUUUGAAGGAUUUGCAUAUUUUGGACACGGCUACAAAUACAUGGAUGACACCAAGUGUAAGAGGCGAGGGACCAGAGGCACGAGAAGGCCACAGUGCAGCACUUAUUGGCAAACGACUUUUCAUAUUUGGUGGAUGUGGAAAGUCCUCCAACAGUUCUGAUGAAGAAUACUAUGAGGAUCUUUACAUAUUGAAUACAGAGACAUUUGUUUGGAAACGUGCUGCAACGUCUGGCACUCCACCAGCCAAGCGUGACAGCCAUACUUGCUCAGCUUGGAAAAAUAAAAUCAUUGUGAUUGGUGGUGAAGACUCAUGUGAUUACUAUCUGUCCGAUGUCUAUAUCCUUGAUGCAGAUACUCUUGUUUGGGGAAAGCUGAGUACUUCAGGCGAGCUGUUACCACCACGAGCUGGGCAUACAGCUGUUGCCUUAGGCAAGAACUUGUUUGUCUUUGGUGGUUUCACUGAUGAGCAGAGCCUGUUUGAUGACAUUUAUAUGCUUGAUGUUGAUACUGGAGUAUGGACCAAGGUGAUGGCUACAGGCGAGGGGCCUUCUGCUAGGUUUUCUAUGGCCGGGGAUAGUUUGGAUCCACAGAAGGGAGGCGUGCUUGUAUUUAUAGGUGGUUGCAACAAGAAUCUUGAAGCAUUGGAUGAUAUGUACUACUUAUACACAGGAAUUGCAACAGACAAUGAGCGAGAUGAACGGAGGUUGGAGAAAUUAUCUUUGAGGAAGCAGUUGAAGCUAAAGUGCCAAGAACAGCAUAUUCAUGAUAAAGCUCUGGUCAGAGUUGAGACAGAUUCAGCAAUUUACCAACACAUGCCUGGGCCAACUUAUAUGCAACCAAGUAAGUCGCCUUUAGGCAAGAGGACAUUCCAAGCCAAGGUUACUAAAAGUCUUUCAAAUGGGUAUACUAUUGAAACUGUGAUAGAUGGGAAGCCACUUCAUGGAGUAUUGUUUUCUAACAAACCAUGCUCUAAAAAAACAGCUGAAGAUGAUUCCACUAAGAAAAAGUAUCCUGUGGAACUUGGUGAUACUAAGGUGAAUGAUAAUCAGAAUUCUGGGUCAGAAAAUGCUGGAUCUCUCAAGCAGGAUGUAAUAACUGACAUGCAGGUGGAUAGUGUUCAUAAGAUGUCCAUAUCACCUGUGCCCCAGAUGGAAGCUGCUCCUGCUUCUAUGCCCCUGGAGGUCCAUGGAGAGUUAAAACUGUCCAUAUCACCAACUGUGAAAGUUGUAGAUAAUCAGACCAGUGAUGCACAAAAUUCUGGUGUUGAAGACCCUAAAGAGAAUACUUCAGCUGCAGCCAAGGAUUGUGUCACUUUGGAUGAAAUUAAGGAUAUAGAUGCAAUGAUGGAACCAUCAAGCUUGCUGGUAAAGCAGUUAGGUUACGCAGCUGAAUCUUGUCUUCAUCAAGGUUAG